This is a messenger RNA of Triticum dicoccoides, 2393 nucleotides long. RefSeq lists its product as uncharacterized. The transcript has 9 exons. Lineage: Eukaryota; Viridiplantae; Streptophyta; Magnoliopsida; Poales; Poaceae. The record is from RefSeq and is a predicted model, not a curated record. Bases 885 to 2036 code for a protein of 383 amino acids.
CUUAUUUUGGAAGCCUACCCUACCCUACCCGACUACUUAACCUCUCCAAGGGUGUCACGUCUCUGCCUCUUCCUCCUCCUCUCCAGAUCUCCCCUUCUCCUCUGAUCUUCCUCGGAUCGGAAGCAAAAACUAGGGUUGACCCCAGGGAUACCAAGAAGAUCUCAUGGCCACGGUUCCCAUGGCCUUGGCCAAGGCCUUCGAGGGAGGUCCGAGCAACCUUUGUAUCGUAAGGCUCUGGUCAUGGCCGUGGUGGCCGCGGCUACCUUGUGCCAUGCCAUGGUGUUGACUCUGGUCAUACCAACCAUGCGACCGCUCUGUCCCAUGGUGUUCUGCCAAGAGGGAGUAUCUACGAAUUGUUCCAUCUUUUUCUGAAGAAUUCAGUAUCGAUUUGGUUCUAUUUUGUUACAACAACAACAACAAACCUUGAGUGCCAAACAAGUUGGGGCAGGCGAGAGAUGGCAAGUUUUUGCAACAAGGGAGCAAAAUCCUCCAAUGCCCGGCUUCCCACAGAACAACCCCCUGGCCAGAAAUCCUCAAUGCACCAAACCCUUGCAACCUAAUCCCAUUGGGAAAAAAUCCCCUUCACACGGAGUCUCUCGGGCCGGUACAUUCAGCCCAGCAAACGAAUCACUAUGAGCCCCAGCAAGCCUUGAUCCAUGUGGCUGCCUCUGCAACCUGUUGGGCCGUGCCUGGUCGAAAAAUCAGCGCCAGCCCGUCGGAUCACUGGUCAAGAGGCCCAUUUCCACCAGCAUAUAUAAAGCUGCCUGCCUCCGGAGUCGCGAACCCUAGGCCGAAGCCCCCGUCCGCCUCCGCCUCCGCCUCCCCCCUUCGUCUUCCUCGCCGGCGGCGGCGCAGGACGAGCUCCCGCUCUCAAGCGCGUGGCCAUGGCUGCCUGUCUUCGGUCGCUGGCCACGGGGGCGCGUCCUCUCAGCGAGCGGAUCCUGCACCUCACUCCCAUGCUCUCCGUCGUCCUGGCGGAGGACUGCUACCUUCAGGGCCACUAUGGGUUUCUGAGUGCGCCUAUGGAUCUCGUACCAACAGGGUCACCGUCUUUGAGCGAGGUGCUUCGCGAGGCUGGCAAGAGGUUUUCUGCGUCUGUAAUUCCCGAGGAGUUCCGCUUGGCCUCGCCAUCGUUCCUUGAUGAGGGUAUCGAUUUCUGCGGAACUGUUGAGAGGGGCAUACCGUAUUAUCCUUUGGGCUUGUCAGCUGGCGUCCUGGGUGCCUUUCUGUUAGCAGAGGCUGCUUCAUCAGAUGAGCCUAAAGAAGAUUCAGAAGUAUUGGAUGGUUCGGUUGUGUCCGGUGAACCUAAUGGAUCAGGUCCCAAAAAGAAUCUGUUUGACCGUAUCAAAGAGAAGUUUGCUUCUUGGAAACAUAAUCUUAGUCGAGAUCUUCAGCAGGAAAGGUCAGACCUCGAGAAGGAGAGGCUUCUGUUUGAGAAGCAGAAGAGUCGCUUUGAGAAGCAGCGUGUAGCCAUUAGGAAAGAGUGGAGAGAUAUUCAGAUGGAGAAGGCUCAUAUGUGGGAGUGGGGCAAGGACUACUUCGAGAAGAAGCUUGAACAUGAGAAGUUCAUGGAUGAGGAUAACAAGUUCCAUAAGCGAGUUAUGGCUGACAAAAAGUUUGAGCGGUUGCAACUGGAAUACAAAAUCGCCAAGUUACCAAAAGUUCCGAAUGAUGGUGCGAAAGAAGAAGGCCUGUACCGCAUGGCCUGGAGGGGCUCGCUCUUUGCCCUCAAGUUACCUGGCGACUUGGUUACCGAUAUGCAGUCUUUUGAGAAAAGUUCAGCUUUCUGGGUGGUUAUCCUUGGAGGGGCUUCUAUUUCUUACUUCACGGUGGGCAAUUUCAAGGCUUUUGUCGAUGGGCGCUUUGCUGCUAUCGAAAGGCAUGUCAAUCGCAUUCUAGGCCGGACCCCUGGGCCUAACCUGUGUUUCUGUGGGAAGCCAUACCCUGAGCUUUGCAGUUUCUGUGGGGAGCUACUUCCCGAGUUUGAUUUUGUCAUUGUUGACUAUGACCGCCCCCGCCUCAGCAUCGUGGAUUGAGCGAGCUUGCUACAGCAAGGUGCUUGAGUUUUGGUGUCGAAGCAAGGCGUCGGUCCAGCGAGCGCGGUGACUCAGAAUUGCAUACCUGUGGCGGUCUGAAGUUGUAAUGUUGUCUGGCUACUUAAGUUUUGUGCGUGGUAGUGAACCUUUGGUGGAUUCUAUUCUGUUAUCUUCGUCGCUGUUAUUACUUUGGAGUGAACCAUAUGGUCGGAAGGCUACUUAAGUUUUGUGCGUGGUAGUGGAUUCUAUUCUGUUAGUUUCCUCGCUGUUGUUACUUUGGAGUGAACCAUAUGGUCGGAAGGCAACUUGUAUCUGGCUGCAGAUUUUGCAUUUCUUCAUUUGCCUUUGUCCAGCUAA